Mycena citricolor is the source of this 2610-nucleotide messenger RNA. The record is from the annotation of a GenBank genome assembly. Lineage: Eukaryota; Fungi; Basidiomycota; Agaricomycetes; Agaricales; Mycenaceae.
UAACGCUUGUCGUUUCGCACGGACUGCUCGGCACCGACGACGUGAACGUCCUGGCCAAUCUCGUCGACCACCUCCGAGACCCUAUUUCACAGUCGUCGUCCAUCAACACUGUUCGUAUUGGGGGACGCCUUCCCGGAAGUGUGAUGAGAGAUAUCGUGCUCUCGCUGCGGGCAACGCUCGACUCUCUCACUUUGUUCUGUGCGGACAGCGAGCGGGAAAUGGGGACUGUCUUUGAGCUUCUGCAAUCUUGCGCAUCACGGCUGAGGUCCCUUUGUCUUGUGGACGGUCAAUGCGAAGAAACCGACCAUCCUGCGAUCAAAUCACCAUUGGUUUUCUCUUGCCUCUUCAAACUGGAGCUCCGUUCCCAGGCUCAGUGGCCCAAUAGCAUUCUGCUGAAUCAUAUCGAGGCCCCUGCCCUCACGAAGCUGACUCUUGUUGAAUUUGACCGUUCGCUUGAUGAUAUCCGAGAUUUCGUCCGGCGUUCAAACGCACCCAUAACCUCACUGCGUGUCGUGCACGAUAGGGAUGAUGAGGAGUGGAAGUGGAACCGGAUUCUACCUCUGCUUCCACAACUGCAGGAACUCGACGUUAGCAAAGGCGACACAGUGGUGACGCGCCGGCUGAUCGACAUUCUCACUAAUGAAGCUGAUGUCGUUCCCGCCUUGCAUACCUAGAGCAUGUUUCAAAUGCAGACUGUUUUUAUGACCGUGAGUCAGUCUGUGGAUCUCAUCGACGCGAGGCAGGCGUCCCUUCGCUCAAUCAAAUUCGACUUUCCACUUGGAGCGACGGUUAACUGGGAGCUCGAAAGGGACGCGUUAGCUGCUUUGAAGAAAUUUAUCGAAAACGGGCUGCUGUCCUUGAGAUCAGACCAGUGGCUGGGCUGAAUGCAUUCCAUAUUCGUUGUCACGAAAAACUUUGUAAUGAAACUAGGACCUGCAUUUCGCGUGCACGUGAGCGUCAAUGUGAUUAGAAACCCCCUUUUCAGAAGCCAGAUACACGACACAACACCACCACCAGUGGUGUUGCUUCCCAUCCCAAGUUCCUUGUCCUAUUACCAUGCCUGCCCCCGUAGCGGUUUACGUUGUCGCUGCGAUUGGGACUGUGGCAGCUGCCAUCGCCUUCAAAGAGUACAUCUACGAGCCACACAUCGCACCCAAGGUCGAGCGAUGGGCUGAAGAGUUUCUCGAGAAGCGGCGUGCGAAGAAGGCGGCUGCUGCGGCCCGCGUUGCAGUCCCGGUCUUCGUGCGCAGCGAAACUGAGACGGACAGUCUCAUCAACGCGAGGGAUAACGACGGAAAGAGCAUGUACGAGCUCGAGAAUCGCUCUGACGAUGGGGUGCGGCAGUGGAGGAGUCAAGUGGGCUCUGCGCCCUCCGCAGGCUUGAGACAUAGGAAGCCGAAUGAGGCAUCCAGUCUUCCUUCUAGAGACCCUACUCUGAUGUACUCGCCCAUGUCGCCGUCCGCCACACACGUUCUAUUCGACCACAGUGAUGCGCUGACGAACGACUCCUCCCCCGCUUCGACCUCGACUCUGAGCAGCCGCGUUGCCAGCCCCUUACCCCACCGCACGCUAUCUCAGACCCCGCUCCGGGCCCCACCACCCCCCUUGAUGCCUUUAACGCCGGAACCGUCUGUCCGCGGACUACCCCGGGGUAGCUCACUCCUCCCAUCACCGGUGCAGACCCCGCAGCCUGUCUCUCCGCAGCACGUCGCCCCCUCUUUAUCUGACUCUGCGCACACCAGCGCACACUCGCCGUACCAGGUGCCCAGCCUCUCCCUUUCGCACCCACUCGAUCUCGACUCGGAGCAUGAUCUGGAGCUGCUGUCAGCCCCUGCGUCAUCGCGUCCUGCCUCUCCCUUUUCUGAAUUGUCCGUAUCAGGAGAGGACUCCCAGUACCACUCCUUCCACUCUUUCGGCGCGACGAUGACGUCGCCGCCAAACGAGACGGUGGACGACGAUCUGGAGCGAUGGAGCAGUGCAGGAAGUGAGGUGUCGGGUUCGAGCUGGGAUAGUGUCGACCGAACCCGAUGAUAUCUCGCAUUGCUUUCAAUCGUUAUGUAUCAGUCACUCUCAUCUCUCGUGUCAUAUACGCGCAACCGCCUUUCUUUCCUGUCCAUCAAGCCUGCCUACAUCCUGCCUCUGUACAUCUCCAACAAAUAUAAUGUAUAUAAUUCGUUCCUGAGCCACCUGAAAACUCUCCGCUCAAGAAAACGCUCAGGAUUUGGCAGCUCUGAAGCGAGCGAGGCCAUUCCAUAAAGAGGCGAGAUGCCUAUUCGAAGACGGGUUGUUUCUGCCCCAAUGGGUUGUAUGACCGGACUCGAGAAUAAACGACCACGAUUAACAGAUCCUCUCGGAUUCGGAUGCCUCCGAGAACUCGGCGUCGACAAGAUGAACCCCGGGCAUGAGUUUAGUAGUUGACGCGAGUGCAGUCGCUCGGGACCUUCCUUGAUACUCGAUACAAGUCCGGGGACGCGUCUUAUGAAGGGAGCCAUAACAUGGCACGGCAUAAAAACAUGCCUAGAAAACGUGUCCUCCGCCGAGACAGCUAGCCUUGAGCUCUGACAUUGAGAAUCAUGAUCGUGCGGUGCAAAGUCACUUCGAAGGACGGCG